AUGACAGCUUCCGACCAAUCUGAUUUGAAGAAACUCAAGUCGAGAUAUUCAUCACAGCUGGCGACGCUUAGAGAGUUAUUCGCCGACUGGUCUGACGAUGACCUGUUGUUUGCACUUCAAGAAGUAGAAGGAGAUCUUGACCUGGCCAUUGAUCGAAUCAGUGAAGGUCACGUUUCUCAAUGGGGCGAAGUCAAGAGUCGAAAGUCCAAGAAGGAAGCUGCACAAAAAGCCAAAGCAGCAGCAGCACCUGUACCCCCUUCUUCAUCAAAUCAAAUGUCAUCUUCUUCUUCUUCAUAUCGACCCGAGCGUACACAACCACCAAGAGGAAACAAUGAUCGAUCAAAGAGAGGAGGACGUCAUGGUUCUCGAGGACAACGUCAACCCACUACACAAUCUCAAGCACCAGCUGCAGCAACUUGGGGAACCUCAGCACCAACAAAAUCUUUUCAACCAGACAAUGGAUCAUGGGCAUCAAUUGCUUCUACCAAGAUGAAUGACAAGGGAUGGAAUGCCAAUACUGAAAGUGGCAGUGGAUGGGAUGCUGCUGCUGCACCUAACACCACCAAUGGAUGGGAUGAUAAAGAACCAACACAAGAAAUCAAGACUGAAUCUGAAGAAAAACCAGCAUCCACUACUGCAGAAGCCAAAACAUGGGCAAGUCUUCUCAAAUCAAAGCCUAAGCCAGUUGAACCCGAGCAACCCAAACAAGAACCUGAGAUUUCAGAAAAGAGUGGAUGGGAUGAACCCAAAGAUGCAGCAAAGGAUGGUUGGGAUACCAAAGAUGAAGGUGGAUGGGAUACCAAAGAUAAUUGGGACAACAAAGACAGCUGGGAUGCACCUUCAGUACCUGCCGACCCAUGGACAUCAUCUACUACCGAACCUGUGCAAGAAUCAGUUGAAGCAGCAGAAGCACCUAAAGAAAGUGAACCAGAGCCUGUCAAUGAACCAGAGCAACAUGUCGAUACUACAACUACUAUUGAGGAUGAGACACCCAAAGAAGAGCCUGUUCCCAAAAAGUCAUCUGUUGAUCGUCGACCCAAGCAAGAUGCCCCUGUUGUUUUACCAAACAAUGGCACAUCAUCUCUCAGCUCCAUUGGUGUCAAGUUUGGUAGCUUGACUUUGGAUGAUAAUGCAGAGAAUAAUAAUGAGAUUAACAACACCACCACUUUACAAGCUGAGAUGAGAGUUCCUGAUGAAAUCCAACAACCAAGUCAGCCACAACAAGAACGAUUGGAUACAUUUGCCACAGCUCCAUUGCAAAGUCAACAACAAGCACCACAACAACAGCAACAACAACAACAACCUCUUGCCUCUGAACCCGUACCACAACAGCAGCAAGCUCCUAUUCAUCAACAACCACAACACACUUUACCCCAACAACCUCUCUUUGGCAUGGAUCAUUUGGCCUCUGGUUACAGCUCUUAUCUUCCUAACCAACCCCCUGCUGGCGUUUCCGGUUUUGGUGUUAGCCCAAUGGGUUCCUUGCCUGAUUAUGGUCUCUAUGGUACUGAUGCUCAUCGUGCUGCUAUGCUUCAAGGCUACUAUGAUCCUGCAGCAGUGUAUAACCAAUCUCCAUCCGCUACGCAUGCUUAUCAACCUCGUGACAAGCAAGAUGGUGUUCCUCAACAUAGUGGUGCUCAAACUCCAGGUGCAACAGCAGCAGCCGCAGCCGCAGCACAAAUGUAUCCUAUGAACAUGCCCUACUAUCAAUACUAUUACAUGCCUAGUCAAUUUGGUUAUCAGCAGAAUGCAGCUGCAGCAGCUUAUGGUCAACCCUUUAUGAACAAGAGCAUGUAUCCCAAUAUGUAUCAACAAGGCACUGCUAAGCCUAAUGCUGCCAAUCCUGCUGGUACUGCUACUUCACCCUAUGGUGCAGCUGCUGCAUCUCCUUAUUCUCAAACCAUGUACUCGGCAGCCAUGUCAGCUGGCUAUGAUGAUAUGACAGCUCCUGGUGCAGGUCUUCAACAUAACCUUGGUGGUUUGCAAGAUUAUCAAAAGAUGUAUCAGCAACAAUUGCCAGGAUUUUUGGGUGGUGCACAACAACAACAACCUCCUAUGCAUCAUCAUCAACAACCCUCUCAGCAGCCACCACAACAACCCGCUUCGGCUACGGGUAACAAGAAUGAUAAGGCUGGUAAUGCAGCUGGUGGUGCUGGUGGUAGCAAUGGACAUCAUCAUCAUGCACAACAACAGCAACAACCUUAUCCAGGCAAUUACUUUGGAGGCUCGUUCCCAACCUCCUAUCAGCAGCAGUAUCCACAGCAACAACAACAACAGCAACAUUUCCCUCACUUUCCUCAACAACAGCAACAACAAGCACCUGCUGCUCAACAACCCUCGCCCAUGGGUCGUCAGCAACCUUACUGGAGUCAGUAA
Lichtheimia ornata is the source of this 2376-nucleotide messenger RNA. RefSeq lists its product as uncharacterized. The transcript has 6 exons. The record is from RefSeq and is a predicted model, not a curated record. The coding region runs from base 1 to 2376 and encodes 791 amino acids. NCBI's taxonomy places the organism in Eukaryota, Fungi, Mucoromycota, Mucoromycetes, Mucorales, Lichtheimiaceae. Gene Ontology annotation, molecular function: ubiquitin binding. Gene Ontology annotation, cellular component: cytoplasm; nucleus.